AGGCAUGUGUGGACGAUUGUAUUGUGCAGUGGAAUUUGGUCUUUAAAUUAAACCUACGAUUCAACUUACAACAGAUCCUAGUAAAAUGGCUUUAAAAGGAAUAAAAGUGAUAGAAAUGGCAGGAUUGGCACCAGCUCCAUUUUGUGGAAUGAUUUUGUCUGAUUUUGGUGCCAGGGUUAUAAGAGUUGAUAAGGUACAUUCUGGUGGAUUUGGAGAUUAUUUAAGCCGAGGGAAAGAGUCUAUAGCCGUGGAUUUAAAACAACCUAAAGGAAGAGAAAUAGUCCAUAAAUUAUGUCUAUCAGCUGAUGUUGUUUUAGAACCAUUUAGAGCAGGAGUAAUGGAGAAGCUAGGGUUAGGACCAGAUAAAAUAAUGAAAGAGAACAAGAGAUUGAUCUAUGCUAGAUUGACAGGGUAUGGUCAGAAUGGUGCCAUGGCACAACGAGCUGGUCAUGAUAUUAAUUAUUUAGCUACAUCAGGUAUAUUAUCCUGUUUGGGUAGAAAAGAUGAAUCCCCACAGGCCCCUAUUAAUUUAUUAGCUGAUUUUGCUGGGGGAGGUAUGACAUGUGCCAUGGGUAUAAUAUUAGCCUUGUUUGAAAGGAGUAAAUCUGGACAUGGUCAAAUAGUGGACUGCAGUAUGACGGAAGGGGCAGCAUAUUUAGGUAAAUGGUUGUGGGCGUCUCGUGAAAUGUUUAUCUGGGGUAAAGAAAGAGGCGACAAUGUAUUAGAUGGGGGAGCUGCCUAUUAUAACACCUAUAAAACUAAAGACAAUAAAUAUAUGGCAGUAGGAGCUAUAGAACCACAAUUCUUCCAUCAACUAAUCCAGGGUUUAGGUUUAAAUACUAAUGAAGUGAAUCAAUUCGGUGACCAAGUGAAACUAAAAGAACAGUUUACUUCAAUAUUCGCCUCGAAAACACAAGAUGAGUGGACGAAAAUAUUUGAGAAUACUGAUGCUUGCUGUACACCAAUUUUAACAAAAGAUGAAGCCCCAUUACAUCCACAUAAUAAAGAAAACAAGACAUUCCUUAGUAAUUCUGAUAAAAAAUGGGAACCAGGACCGGCACCGAAACUAUCUAGAACACCAGGAAACAAUAAGUUAUUACCAAAUGUAAUAGGUGGUUUCAACACUGUAGAAAUUCUGAAAGAACUGGGAUAUACUUCUCCUGUUAUUGAGGGCUUAAUUGAGAAACAGACUGUGGAACAAUGUCAGGAAAGUUCUAAAUUAUGAAAAUGAUUCCACACAUGAUUUUGGUAAACAAGGGCAUUCCUGAAAGAGUUUAGCUUCCACAGCAAUUGUUGUAUUCCUUUUUUGCAUUUUAAAUAUUCGCGGUUAUAUUUCAAUCACAAAAUAACAAUCUGGUUAACAUGCAAAUCUGACUGUUUUCAGUUUAAUUUAAAGGUGACUUUCCUUGCCAUCCAUGAUCUUAUGAAAUUGUUAUGCAUCUCUUGUUCUGGGUCAUUUGAAAUUCAACCAAUCAAAUUCUCUUUUCAAUAAAAGACUACAUGACUACAUGAAAUUUCUGUGAUAUUCAUUAUUAUACUGUUGACUCGUUUAACAAUAUUUUUAAAUGGUUAACAAAAAUUAAUACAACUUUUGAUGCUAUUAAAAAUAGCAGAGAACUUUAUUUUAGAAGAAUCAAAUCAGAUCAUGGAUGAGAAGAGAAGUAAACUGCUGAAAAACAUGAAACUAAACAUCCAGAUCAGUAUUAUCAUCAGAUAGACUUAAUGGUUCAAGGGCAUUGAUUCUGCUUAUAAUUAUAUGGGAGUGAUUUUUAUGUUAUUAUUCUAGUUUUAACAUUUUUGAGGUAAGCCUAUUAGGCUGGGGUGAAUAUUGAAUUGUAUGGUAGCUUACUAAGUUAAUUGUGUGAAGGUCUAGUCCUUAAAAAUAAUUUUGCUACAACUUACUACUAAAAGUUCCAAAAUGGCAUUUAUUAAGGAAAGAAACCCGAGUCAAAAAUUAUUAUAAUAUUUCAAUGAAAGUGGCAAGUGCCUUAUUUAUAUUUUUUCUUGUUAUAUGAUUAUUAUACCUGAAUAAAAAUAUACUUUCUU
This is a messenger RNA of Lottia gigantea (owl limpet), 2046 nucleotides long. RefSeq lists its product as hypothetical. NCBI's taxonomy places the organism in Eukaryota, Metazoa, Mollusca, Gastropoda, Lottiidae. The record is from RefSeq and is a predicted model, not a curated record. The transcript has 7 exons. Bases 86 to 1225 code for a protein of 379 amino acids. Gene Ontology annotation, molecular function: catalytic activity.